AUAUUGUGAACGUAAGGACGCUGCACGCAAUGGCAACGUAUGGACGUAACUAGGGUUAGCGUUCUGGUUUGCUAUGUUUUGGCUACAUUGAUGGCUGUUUCCUUUAAAGUCUGGAAAGUGGUAGUUACCUGUUAAAAUGACCACACCGUCACCUGCAGCUGCGCCCACGCCUCCAGUGCCACAGCCGCGGACCCCUCCAACCCCAGUUCAGCCUCCUAGCCAACCGCCGGAGGACUAUACAUUCCUGCCGUUGGUACACGAUAUUAUCAAAUGUAUGGAUAAAGACAGUCCUGAUGUCCACGAGAAGUUGAAUGAACUAAAAAACAAGUUUCAGGAAAUGAAAAAGUUGGUGAACUCCAUGCCUGGCAUUGACAUGAACCCAGUACAGCAGCAGCAACAACUGCAAAAUCUGAAGGAGCAAGUACAAAUCAAAAAUGAACUGUUACAGAAAUACAAAAGCCUGUGUAUGUUUGACAUCCCAAAACCUUAGAUGUAAAAUGAACAGAAGUACUGAAGAAAAAGCAGGAAGUAAAUGACUUCUGCAACAUAGCAUGUGGACUUGGUAGGUGUACUGCAGCUGCACCUACUGACUUCAAGGGCCAUGGACUGAUGGAAUUUUAGUUUUCAAGUGUCUUGGCUUCCAUGUAGAUAGGUCAUUUGAUGAACCUGAUAUAAAGAUCCCUAUUUUAUACAAGUAGACAUUAUUUGUUUUCUUGCAACAGCUGACCAACGAAGGUCUCAAAGUAAAGCAAGAAUAUUUUUGUACUGCAGUGUUUUGAAAGCAAGACAAUAUGUCCAAAACUACGUUGGUGUUUUACACUUGUAGUACACUUGGGUGUGCAAGCUAUCAACUAAAGUAAAUUAUGCAUAUUUGUGUACACUAAGAAGUGAUAAGUUUGACCAGCUACUUCAUCUACUGACUUUUUUUUUGUUUACUUCUCUGUAAUUGUUUAUGUGGGAGUGGCUUUAUUUUUUUUUUUUUACUUUGAUUUCCAUACAGAUAUAUAAAGUUGUUAUUCAGUGAUAUUAAAUUGUAUCAUUUAAUAUAAACAUUUAAAUGCUUUAUGUUAACAAAUUUAGAACAGGUUAUAGUAAUAGUUUUGUAUUUCUUGCUUGCUUUUCUCACCGUUUCAGGAUGUUUUUAUCCCACAGCAGAGUGGUGUGAAACAUUAAAACACAAUCUGUUAAGGCUGA
Messenger RNA from Protopterus annectens (West African lungfish), 1194 nucleotides. It is a transcript of the gene MED9, whose product is annotated as mediator complex subunit 9. Gene Ontology annotation, molecular function: transcription coregulator activity. Gene Ontology annotation, cellular component: mediator complex. The transcript is spliced from 2 exons. Gene Ontology annotation, biological process: regulation of transcription by RNA polymerase II. The record is from RefSeq and is a predicted model, not a curated record. The coding region runs from base 137 to 490 and encodes 117 amino acids. Lineage: Eukaryota; Metazoa; Chordata; Ceratodontiformes; Protopteridae.